GGCGGGUGAGAAUCUCUUCGAAUUUGGCAUGCUUGCUGAGGUUCGCCAGCUUCACGUGCACGCCUCCGCGCAGCCCGGUGCCCAGGUUGGAGGGGCAGAGGCUGCGCGUGUGCAGAUAAGGAGCCGGUCACGUGAGGAGAAGACGGCCAGAUUCGGAUGUGGACACAGAUCUACCCAGCCCAACUCACGGAAUCAGGUCUCUCCUUCCACCAGAUGGGCCCCAGGGAUCGAACUCAGGCUGUGAGGCUUGGCAGCAAGCCCCUUUAGCCACGGAGGCGUCUCACCCACCCCAUCCAAAGUCCUUUGGAGGAACUGCUUACAACAGAUUCCAGAAAGAACAGCCAUGUCUGUGCAGGUGGCAGCCCCGGGAAGCACAGGGCUGGGCCCAGAGCGCCUGAACCCCGAGGAGCUGGUGCGGCAGACACGACAGGUGGUCCAGGGGCUGGAGGCCCUGCGGGCUGAGCACUACAGUCUCGCCGGGCACCUGGCCGAGGCCCUGGCUGGGCCGGGUCCCGUGGCUGGAGCGGAGCUGCUGGAAGAGAAGCAACAGGUGGUGAGCCACUCACUGGAGGCCAUCGAGCUGGGGCUGGGCGAGGCCCAGGUGCUGCUGGCCCUGUCCGCACAUGUGGGUGUGCUAGAGGCUGAGAAGCAGAGGCUGCGGGCGCAGGCGCGGAGGCUAGCCCAAGAGAACACGUGGCUUCGAGAGGAGCUGGAGGAGACGCAGAGGCGUCUGCGCGCCAGUGAGGAGGCUGUGGCCCAGCUGGAGGAGGAGAAGAGCCACCUCGAGUUCCUGGGUCAGCUGCGGCAGUAUGAUCCACCCGAGGAGAGCCAGAGGCCCGAGUCCCCCCCUCGCCGAGACAGCCUGGCUUCUCUGUUCCCCAGUGAAGAGGAGGAAAGGAAAGGCCCCGAGGCAGCCGGAGCUGCAGCAGCACAGCAGGGUGGUUAUGAGAUCCCAGCUCGCCUGCGGACCCUGCACAACCUGGUGAUCCAGUACGCCGGCCAGGGCCGCUACGAGGUAGCGGUGCCCCUAUGUCGCCAGGCCUUGGAGGACCUGGAGCGGAGUUCGGGCCACUGCCAUCCUGACGUGGCCACUAUGCUUAACAUCCUGGCACUGGUAUACAGGGACCAGAACAAGUACAAGGAGGCCACGGACCUUCUUCACGACGCCCUACAAAUCCGGGAGCAGACACUGGGUCCUGAACAUCCUGCAGUGGCUGCUACCCUCAACAACCUGGCUGUCCUCUAUGGGAAACGUGGCCGUUACCGGGAGGCAGAGCCCCUAUGCCAACGUGCCCUGGAGAUCCGUGAGAAGGUCCUGGGUGCCGACCACCCUGAUGUGGCCAAGCAGCUCAACAACCUGGCCUUGCUCUGCCAGAACCAGGGCAAGUUCCAGGAUGUGGAACGGCACUACGCGCGGGCCCUGAGCAUCUACGAGGCCCUGGGGGGGCCACAUGACACCAACGUAGCCAAGACCAAGAACAACCUGGCCUCGGCCUACCUGAAACAGAACAAGUACCAGCAGGCAGAGGAGUUGUACAAGGAGAUCCUCAGCCAGGAGGCUCUGCCCGCCCCACUUGGAGCCCCCCACGCAGGCACAGCGGGUGACAUACAGCAGCAGGUAAGCAGGCUCCACUGGGGUCCCCGUGGGGCCCGGCCUGGGUGGGCCCCACCGUGUCCCCACAUGUCCCUGUGCCCUCCCCAGGUCCUGCGCAGGAGCAGCUCCUUCUCCAAGUUCCGCGAGUCCAUCCGGCGGGGCAGUGAGAAGCUGGUCUCCCGCCUCCGAGGGGAGGGCACGGCAGGGGCUGCCGGGAUGAAAAGGGCCGUGUCACUCAACAUGCUCAACAUGGACGGUCCAAGGGCUGCCAGGAUGCAGGUGAGGGGCCAGUGGCGGAGCAGGGAGCUGCUGGCGGGCUCAGCAGCACGGGGAAGGUGGGCCUUCCUCCUGGGGACUCAAGAUGGGGGCGAGUGGGCGGGCAGGAGAUGGCAUGGCCCCAGUGUCAACUGGGGAAGGACUCCAACCACUCCUGUGCCUGCCCCCAGCUCUCAACGCGGCCCCUGAGCGAGGCCCCUCGGACCCUCAGCGCCAGCACCCAGGACUUGAGCCCACGCUAAGUGGACUGGCUGCAGUGGCCGCCGCUGCUCAGGAAUCGGGAAGGGGGGUGGGUGGCUAUCGGGCACCCUGCCUGGGUGGCACCUGUGGAUCGGGAUCCUGCUGUCCCCUCCCUGCAAUUAAAGGCUGUACAGUGGA
Peromyscus californicus insignis is the source of this 2248-nucleotide messenger RNA. RefSeq names its product kinesin light chain 3 (gene Klc3). The record is from RefSeq and is a predicted model, not a curated record. Gene Ontology annotation, biological process: axo-dendritic transport. The transcript is spliced from 12 exons. Bases 344 to 2059 code for a protein of 571 amino acids. Gene Ontology annotation, cellular component: cytoplasm; membrane-bounded organelle; kinesin complex. Gene Ontology annotation, molecular function: kinesin binding. Lineage: Eukaryota; Metazoa; Chordata; Mammalia; Rodentia; Cricetidae.